UGUCAGGGGAAACAAUGGUAGCUGCCCAUUGAUAGGAGGGUUGCUCUGAAGGGAGAGACCAUGCUGAAGCACCUUUUCAAGAUACCUUUCAUUCCGAGCCUCAAAAAAGAUCAUCUAACAUGAUCCUGGGUUUAAAAAGCAAAGAUGAAGUUGAGGUGAUUGUUUGCUUGGUUCUCCUGCCCUGGAGCUAGCUGCGGAGACGGCCACUGGAAAGGCACAGUGCAGGGAAAUAUUCCCGUGCUGCAAUAUGGUAUUUCACACCUGCAUAACCAUCUAGGAGGUAUCUCAGCUGGCUGAAGAAUGCACAGCUCCUAAUAUGAUUUGACCUGGGAUGGAGGGAUGCUCCUGGGAAACUGCUGGAGGACUUCAGCACAGGGCAUCUGGCGUCUCUGUCCCCACCGAUCCGUGUCAAAGUCCAAAAUGAACCACACUGGGACAUACAACAUGAGCUUUGGUGCACCUACAGGUCCUGUUGAGCCAAGGGCUGGACUCUCGCGAAAUGGGCACACAGUAGUGGCUGUUUUCCUUGGAUUUAUCUUGUUUUUUGGUUUCCUGAAUAACUUGAUUGUCCUCAUCCUCUUCUGCAAGUUUAAAACCCUCCGUAACCCAGUCAAUAUGCUCCUCCUGAACAUCAGCAUCAGUGACAUGUUAGUGUGCAUCUCAGGCACUACCCUCAGUUUUGCAUCUAACAUCCAUGGCAAAUGGAUUGGAGGGGAGCAUGGUUGUAGGUGGUAUGGCUUUGUCAAUUCCUGCUUUGGCAUUGUGUCCCUGAUCUCCCUGGCUGUCCUGUCCUAUGAACGCUACAGCACUCUCACCGUGUGCAGCAAGCGCAGCGCUGACUGCAGGAAGGCACUGCUGGCAGUCGGCGGUUCAUGGAUUUAUUCCCUGGUUUGGACUGUGCCUCCUCUGAUCGGUUGGAGCAGUUACGGCGUAGAAGGUGCGGGUACAAGCUGUUCAGUACGCUGGUCCUCGGAGUCAGCCGAGUCCACGUCCUAUAUCAUCUGUCUCUUCAUAUUCUGCUUGGUCAUCCCUGUGAUGGUCAUGAUGUACUGCUACGGCCGCCUGCUUUACGCAGUUAAACAGGCUGGAAAAAUCCACAAGAACACUGCCCGCAAAAGAGAGUACCACGUACUGUUCAUGGUGAUCACUACAGUUAUCUGUUAUCUCAUGUGUUGGAUUCCCUAUGGAGUUAUAGCAUUACUUGCAACAUUUGGCAAACCAGGUGUGGUGACUCCAGUUGCAAGCAUCAUACCUUCAAUCCUAGCAAAAAGCAGCACUGUUUGCAAUCCCAUUAUCUACAUACUUAUGAAUAAGCAGUUUUACAAAUGCUUUCGUCAGCUUUUCCACUGCCAACCUCCUUCCUCGACUGAUGGAGAGCCCACCUGCCACUCCAAGGUGAGCGUUAUCCGGCUGAAUCAGAGGAUGGACGGUGGAAACGUGUGCGAUAACAAACCAUGUCCAGAAACAACCAGUAAAAUGACUUCUCUCCUGCACCCAGAGCCAGUUUCAAAGGCUGCGCCACCAGUGUCUUAGGAAAAUUGGCUCUGAUGGAAAGCACAAGCCUUAACCAGCGUGUUUCGUUAAUAAAGCAAGCUGACAUCUGUGGGAUAGGAAAACUGUCAAGAACAAAAAUUGGGACUCUGUUAUAAUUUCCAUAAUAACAGUAAAGAUGGCCACAUCAUUCCAGGUAUGGUUCAAUAAUGACAAAAUUUUAAGCAAUAUCAUUGACUUUCCUGUAAAUGAAUUAAUGGAGCACUUAGAAGUGGCAGAAUUUUAGUUCUUAGUGAUCUGUGGAUCAGUGUUCUCCAGAAUCAAUCUCUAAGGCACGCUGGGCUAUCUAGUUGAGCUCUUUGCCUUUCCUGCCUUGUCCCAUCCAGUCCAUGUCUUGGGAUUUCACAUUAAGUUGCUCAAAAAUAAUCUUAAUUUCUGACAGUCCACUCAAGUUUUUGCUCAUGCUGGACAACAAUGUUUGGAGCGAGGGAAGACAGUGACUCAACAGGCUAGCUUCUGAGUGGCAACAGCUAAUUUACAGCACAUCUUCGUGUUGAAGUCCAGGGUCAACAAACUGAAAGAUGAGCUAAGACAAUGAGUAGAGACUACUGCAUACAGAGGUGUCCCUGGGCUACCGAGGCUUGUCUGUCCUGGUGGAAAUGGAAGCACUCCUGAGAUUUCCAGACCUAGUGCAUAUUUCAAAUGCCCAAAACCUACUCUGGUGAAAAAUGGUGGUCAGGGCCAGACUUUUUCUCCUUUAGCACCUCUAACACCACAGACCCUGAGCCAGAGAGCCCAACAGUGCAGGACAGCCAGCACUCCCGUCCCAACCACCGUGGGUGAGAUCCCAGGGCGUGCAGUAUUACACAAUCUAUGUGAACCCAAGGAGGUAAGUCCCUCCACUUAGCUGUCACAGCCCCCAAAUUCUCCCUUGGAACAAUCUGCUCCUGCUGUUUCAUUUAAAAACUGGAGGUGGGAUAGCACUAUAUUAAAGAUGGAAGGGAAGAAAGUUUAAAAAAAAAAGAAGCUGUUCUAUUUGUAUGACUAGAGCCCUCACUGAAAUAGGGAAUAAACGAGUUCAGUUCUGUCCCAUGUCUUAGAGGAUGUGAACCCCCCCUCCACAGGGGACAGUCCUAGGGUUGUAGAGCCAUUACUGCAUUACAGAAAUCUAAGUUCACAAAAACCACGAAUCAUCGGUCUUUAAAAUCUUUAGAAGAACAGCAGCAGUUUAAACCCUGAGGACAUUUAUACCAGUCCGUGUCAACAGAGGGGUGGGAGGCUAUGGGUAUCACA
Tyto alba (common barn owl) is the source of this 2784-nucleotide messenger RNA. Its product is annotated as pinopsin-like. The coding region runs from base 340 to 1533 and encodes 397 amino acids. Gene Ontology annotation, molecular function: G protein-coupled receptor activity. Gene Ontology annotation, cellular component: photoreceptor outer segment; membrane. The transcript has 4 exons. Gene Ontology annotation, biological process: visual perception; G protein-coupled receptor signaling pathway. NCBI's taxonomy places the organism in Eukaryota, Metazoa, Chordata, Aves, Strigiformes, Tytonidae. The record is from RefSeq and is a predicted model, not a curated record.